AUGCGGGGUGCCGAAAUGCGGGGGGGCAGGAGUGUGGAGAUGCGGGGUUUUGGAAGGCUAGGCAUGGUGAGUGCCUUUGCCCUGCAUGUGGAGGUCUGUCUCAGGCUCACCCGCCAGCCCCGCAAUUUGCACCAAAUUCCGGCCCAGAAGGCAUUCUUGAAGUAUGAAAGCGACACAGAUCAACGUUCAUCAUCCACCACUGACUUUCUUGGUAGAUUCCAGGAGUGGUCACGAGUUUACGGUCCAAUCUUCUCACUGAAGACAGGACCUUCAAACCUUGUGAUCCUAAAUAAGGCAAAAGAUGUUAGAGAAUUAUUUGACAAACGAGGCGCAAUAUAUUCAAGCCGGCCUCCAAACCACAUAGGCAACGAGCUCAUUACACGUGAUAAUGUGCACUUACUCCUCAUGCCCUAUGGACAAAAAUGGCGGAAUCAGCGGAAAAUUUAUCAAGCUAUUCUCAGCAUUACGGCGGUGCGCGCUCUCACACCAUUGCAGGAAGCUGAGGCUACAUUGACUUUGUAUCAACUCGCACAAUCUCCUGAGUGUUACUACGACCAUAUCCGGAGAUACUCCACCGCCGUCAUCUUGUCUUCUGUUUUUGGUAUCCGUGGGCCUGAGUUCAACCACCCCAACAUCACGCGCCUCUACCAUGUUCAGGAUCAAUUCACCGCCAUCCUGGAGACAGGAGCAACACCUCCCAUUGACGUAUUCCCAUUUCUCAAACGUCUACCUGACUUCAUGUCACCCUGGCGCCGCUGGGCCCGACGAAUUCGAGCGGAGCAGCGACAGCUUUAUUUUGAGCUGCUACAGGAGGUCAAGAGUCAGCGAAAACGGGGGAUCCAACGGAACUGCUUUAUGAGCCAAUUGCUUGACGAAGAAUUUCGUGCGAAGCACGAAUUGGACGAAGAGCAUAUUGCAUACAUUGGAGGUGUGCUGAUGGAAGGUGGAUCGGACACGACUUCGUCCACACUACUUUCAUUCUUACUAGCUAUGGUCAAACAUCCAACGGUAUUCCGAAAGGCGCAGGAAGAGGUUGACCGUGUAUGCGGGACUACAGAGUCUCCUACAUUUGAGCAACUCGCGCAAUUGCCCUAUAUUAAACACUGUGUUUCUGAAGUCCUACGCUGGAGGCCGGUCGCAGCGGGCGGCAUUCCCCAUGUGCUGAUCCAAGAUGACGAAUACAAAGGGUACAAGUUUCCUACAGGCACAACAUUUCUACCUAAUACAUGGGCAAUCCACCAUGAUCCCGAGCUAUACGACUGUCCGGAAGACUUCGUCCCAGAGCGCUACGAGGACAAUCCUUUUGGUUUCAAGCCGGAUAUUAAAGAACUUUCGGAUGGCAUCCGCCAGACAUAUGGAUUUGGCGCUGGUAGGAGAAUUUGUCCUGGGUCUCAUCUCGCUGAAAACUCCCUGAGUAUCAAUGUUGCAAAAAUCCUCUGGGCAUUUGAUAUUCGCGCGGGAACGGAUCCUUCCACCGGAAACCAGCUGCGAGGCGAGGAGGUUAUUGUUGACAUAGCCACACAGUGGACAGAUGGUUUUCUGAUUGCGCCAAAACCGUUCCCGAUUGUUAUGUUAUUGCGCUCGGAGAAACACCGUGAAGUACUGAACCGGGAGCUUGAUGAAGCUCAGAAGAUUUUUCAAAGAUAUGAAGAUUAG
This is a messenger RNA of Penicillium soppii, 1656 nucleotides long. RefSeq names its product cytochrome P450. NCBI's taxonomy places the organism in Eukaryota, Fungi, Ascomycota, Eurotiomycetes, Eurotiales, Aspergillaceae. Gene Ontology annotation, molecular function: heme binding; iron ion binding; oxidoreductase activity, acting on paired donors, with incorporation or reduction of molecular oxygen. The record is from RefSeq and is a predicted model, not a curated record. The transcript has 7 exons. Bases 1 to 1656 code for a protein of 551 amino acids.